Anthonomus grandis grandis is the source of this 3003-nucleotide messenger RNA. Its product is annotated as 6-phosphofructo-2-kinase/fructose-2,6-bisphosphatase-like. Gene Ontology annotation, biological process: fructose metabolic process; fructose 2,6-bisphosphate metabolic process. NCBI's taxonomy places the organism in Eukaryota, Metazoa, Arthropoda, Insecta, Coleoptera, Curculionidae. Bases 548 to 2104 code for a protein of 518 amino acids. Gene Ontology annotation, cellular component: cytosol. The transcript is spliced from 7 exons. The record is from RefSeq and is a predicted model, not a curated record. Gene Ontology annotation, molecular function: 6-phosphofructo-2-kinase activity; ATP binding; fructose-2,6-bisphosphate 2-phosphatase activity.
GAAACCAGUCGAGUUUGUGAACGAAAUCAAAACAAAAGCGUGUUUCUCUAUUUAUACUAAACUAGAGCCGGGUUAAGGACUAUUCUGAUAGGUUCAGACGUUGCUUUCACCAAAUUUACAGUCGUUAUCAACUGUCCAUUCGUUGCUUAUCAAAGGCAAUUUUUUUUGAGCGACUAGAAAGUUGUGUGCCGUCGUGUAGUGGUGACCUGCUCAUUUAUAUUCCAUCUUAUAUAAUAUUUAUUUUAUUAUAAUCGGCCUUUUUCCGUGUACAGUUUUUAACUAGCGGUGAUGUAAACAUCACCCCGUUGUUUCGUAAAAAGACUUUCCGACAAAAGGUUUAAUUAAAGUGCCAAACCUGGCUACUGAAAUUCGAUAUAGGAUUGGUAUGAGACUAAUCUUAAAAAAGUUCAUUAUCCAUACUUCUUCGGACCACUUUUCAGAGGAGUUUUCCGAGAAUUUUCUCUAGUUGUUAUUUCCUUUUUCUUUUCUUUGAGAAUCUUGGAUUAAGCCGCGAUCUAUUAUUUUUCUUGCUAAAGUUUGGUCGUAUAUGAACUACUCUUGUUGCUUUGACGGCCGGAAAUCCGACAAAGUAUUGACCCCAAACAGUAUCGAGAUUGAGAAUAUUGUUGAUCAUCAGCCAACAGCUACAAUGGAACCAAUUUUAGGAGCACCAGAGAAAGAAUCUAACUCGGAAAUGUCAUGUGGUGCCCAGAGCAGGCCCGUGCUGAAGAAAGGGGCCCUGAAGCAGUUCAGCCCUUUGUUGGUGGCCAUGAUUGGGCUACCGGGCAGAGGCAAGAGCCUUCUUGCAAAGAGGCUCUGUCGAUAUUUGAACUAUACAGGGGAGAGUUGCAAAGUAUACGACAUCUCAGAGUACCGCCGUAAACACAUGAAACAAUACGCCACACACGAAAUGUUCCGCGCCGACAACUUACCAGCUUGGCGCAUACGUCAACAGAGUUUUCGUGAGGCCCUGGAGGAGGCCUGCGGUUGGCUCGGUCAUCCUGGCCACCAGGUGGCGGUGCUCGACGGCCCUAACGUCUCGAGGGCGCAGCGACAGGAAAUCUACGAUCUCGCCCAUGGACAACUCGGUUUUAGGGUGAUGUUUAUCGAGUGCGUCUGUGAAGAUCCGGUUUUGCUUGAGAGAAAUUUUAAGGAAAUUCUUCAAUAUGGUGCCGACUACAAGAACAUGGCAACUGAGCAAGCCUUGAAAGAUCUUACCUUAAAAAUGGCCCACUAUAAAGCUCAGUAUGAGUCACCGACCUUGGGAAGCCUUUGGGAGUUACCUUGUCCUAUGGUAAAGCUUUUGGAUGGGGGUGAAGGUGGAGUCAUUGCUCAUGGUGUUACUGGAGUGAAAGAGGGGAAGAUUUUGGCUUAUAUUUCCACUCCAAAGCCCUAUCAGCAGACAUUGUACUUUAGCAGGCACGGUGAAAGCGAAUUUAACGUGAUCGGUAGGAUUGGUGGUGACGCUCCUUUGUCUCCCAGGGGUCGCAUGUACUCUCAAUCCUUGGCCAAGCACGUUCAAGCCCUUAAUUUGCCUUCACUUCAAGUAUGGACUUCCACUUUGCAAAGGACUAAAGCCACUAGUGCUUUAAUUAACGCACCUCAACAACAUUUACACGAAUUGGAUGAGAUUUGGUCGGGUGAUUGCGAAGGACUCUCCUAUGAAGAACUCCAGGAACAAUUCCCAAGAGAACUGGCUUUGCGCGACAAAGAAAAACUGAAAUACCGCUAUCCACAAGGCGAGUCUUACGUUGACGUUAUGCAGAGAUUGGUUCCGGUGCUCAGCCAGUUGGAAUGUGAAACAAACGUGCUCACUGUCAGCCACCAGGCGGUACUCAGGUGCAUCUUGGGCUACUUUUUGGAAACCGAGCCUGAAGAGAUACCUUAUAUGCACGUACCUCUGCACACAAUCAUCAAGAUCACUCUUCAAGGCUUCAACUACAACUUAGAAACCAUAAAAAUGCCCAUCGAGUGUGUCAACACCACCCGAGCCAAACCGAUAAACUGCUCCGAAAACAGGUCCACCGAAGACGCUCUUUUGACCCUACCUGCUCAUUUCGAAUCAAUGGCCAGUUUAACCAACAAUUUGGCAACAUGCAAUUAAUGAAAGGAAACGAAUUUUGGAUUUGGCGAUUUUGUCUUGCCAAUUAAUAAAAGAGAUGUUUUCAACAAAACGGAAUACUAAUACAACUCAAAAAUGGUAGUUGUAAGAUUUUCUAGAUUUAAAAAAUUGCGUUAUUGCAAUUGUUUAGUUGUAUUAGUAUUGGCUUCGGUGUGCGUUAUAUAGGGUAGGAAUUUAAGAGUGAAUAAUAAUUUUAGUGUCCUAAGAUAGUUGCAAUAAGAAUGAAUAACGACGUUUUUUUUUCUCUAACACAUUUUUAUUUUCGUUGUUGAGCUGAUAAUUUACAAAUCCCUUUGGCUAACAUUUAGCUGCAUACUAACAAACAAGACAUUUGUAAAAUUGGCGAUCUUCACAUUGAUUCAUCAAAUAAUAGUUACCUAUUUCCUGAGAAUAUAUUAUUAGAGAAAUGUCGGUUUUUUCGAUAGUUCAAAAAAAUGUUGGAAAUUAAUAGAGAUACAAUAAAAUCGUAGCCUUAGAAAUAUUAAAAAUCUUGACUGAAUAUAUCGUCAAUUGUAUAUAUAGAUUUAGGUUUCGUCUAAGUUUAAAAAAAUAGUUAAUAAUAGCAAGUGUUCUUUUGUUAUGCUUUAUGCGAUAAUCUUCCCGAGAGGCUAUUUUAAAAAAUCGGAAUUAUAUAAUUAUUAUACUUAUUUUUAAUAAUACAGCGGUGUUAAGCUAUACUUUUUUUGAAACACCCUGUAUGCUCCGUACGGGCAGGUUUUUGUUAAAAGGUAGUGUUAACUGUGAUUUUUUAAAUAUAGCAUUUUUUAUUUUUCCUAUAUGUUACGUUGUAUUUGAUUUUUCCUCUUUUUUUUUGAUGCACGUUUUUAGUUAGUUCUGUUAUAAGAAUAUAGAGAGAAAAUAUUAAAUGUAUUUAAAAGAAA